Cicer arietinum (chickpea) is the source of this 1121-nucleotide messenger RNA. RefSeq names its product mediator of RNA polymerase II transcription subunit 6. Gene Ontology annotation, biological process: regulation of transcription by RNA polymerase II. Gene Ontology annotation, molecular function: transcription coregulator activity. NCBI's taxonomy places the organism in Eukaryota, Viridiplantae, Streptophyta, Magnoliopsida, Fabales, Fabaceae. The record is from RefSeq and is a predicted model, not a curated record. Gene Ontology annotation, cellular component: mediator complex.
AACAAAAAAAAAAAAGAAAAUUGAUCAAAAUUGACAAUGUUGAAGAUGAAUUUGCAUAUUGAAUAGUACAAAAUUAAAGAUGGCGGCACCGGGCGCCGGAAUGAUGGAAGGAGGAGUACCAACGGCACAACCACCGGGAACCGACAUGACCGGUAUAUGCUUCAGAGAUCAAUUAUGGCUAAACAGUUACCCACUCGAUCGUAACCUCGUUUUCGAUUACUUCGCUUUAUCACCUUUCUACGAUUGGACUUCAAACAACGAACAACUCCGAAUGCGAUCUCUUCACCCUCUCGAUCUCUCUCAACUCUCGAAAAUGACGGGAACAGAGUAUGUGUUGAGUGAAGUUAUGGAACCUCACCUUUUCAUUAUGAGGAAGCAGAAAAGGGAUAGUCCUGAUAAAGUUACGCCAAUGCUUGCUUAUUACAUUUUGGAUGGUUCAAUUUAUCAAGCUCCACAGUUAUCCAAUGUUUUUGCUGCUAGAAUUGGAAGAGCACUUUAUUAUAUACAAAAGGCUUUUACUACAGCUGCAUCUAAGCUGGAGAAGAUAGGAUAUGCUGGGUCAGUUGAUUCUGAAAACGAUACUACAUUGCCGGAACCAAAGGCGGCUAGUAAAGAGACAGUUGACAUAAAAGAACUUAAGCGGGUGGAUCAUAUUCUUGCAUCCUUGCAACACAAGCUUCCGCCAGCUCCACCUCCACCACCAUUUCCAGAAGGGUAUGUUCCACCUUCAACAGCAGAAACUGAGAAAGGCCCUGAAACUCAGGAAGCAACUGAGUCGCAAGCACCUUCUGUUGAUCCCAUAAUUGAUCAAGGACCUGCAAAAAGAAUGAAAUUUUGAUAUAGAAAAAGAUAAACAGAAAUAGCUAUCAAUAUUCAGGUACAGGAGAAUUUGAUUAAUGUUUAUUCCUUCAGAUGGUUAACUUUGUGUUGUUCUUUGGUCUACAAAUGUUACUCUACUCUUGUCUUCACUAUGAAUGAAUGUGUAUAUAUAUAUUCUGUUAGGUUCUCUGUGAGAUGGUAUCUAAUUUUGAAUUUUCAUUCUAGUCAAUAUAUGGACUGAUGGUGUAAUCGAAAAUGAUCUCAAUUUUCAUUUGAAAUUUACUAUACACUGAACUUUGGUA